UUAUAUCUCUGUCCCUUAAACCUUCACCACCAAAGACCGUUUCUAAAAUAAAGUCAAACGAAAGAAAAUAGAUGAACUAUUAAUAUUUUUUAGCCUACAAACCCCCCCCCAAAAAAAUUCAAUUGACGGAGGAUGUAAUGGCUAUGGAUCUCUCGCUCACUACAAAACUAAUUCAAUAGGUGGAGGACGUUAAUGGCAAUGGAUCUCCUCGGUACAAAAGUUUACUGAACACCUUGUCGGAGUCUGUGAAACGGAAAAUAGUUAUUAAGGGUUUCUUCAGUAGGCUCAAUUUUUUUCAAGGGAUUCUUUCAAGGGAAUAAUAAUAGAUCCUCUUCUCCUCUCUUUGUAUGCCCCAUUGCACGUCACGAGUUCGAGCCCUGACCAAGCAGAAGAAGACGCAUUCGGAAGACAGAAAAUAUACUCGCUUGCCAGAUGUUGCUCAGCUUAAACCCUGCAAGAAUCUAGUUUAAUUUCUGUUACCGCGAAGAUCGCAAACGAGUCGAAUAUCAUUAGGUUUUUCUUUCAAAGAAUUUUUUUGAUGCUGCCGAGCCUUGCAAGAAGUUAGAGAUCUACAUCUUGGCUAAACUGUUUCAUGGUGUAUCUGCAAUGCACCGGGUGGGAAGUACAGGGAAUACUUCAAACUCUACCCGUCCUCGGAAAGAAAGGCGGCUGACUUAUGUUUUAAAUGAUGCAAAUGAUGCUAGACAUUGUUCUGGAAUAAAUUGCCUGGCUAUAUCACAGUCAUCACUGCCUGGUAGCAAUGACUUAUUGUUCAGUGGUAGUCGAGAUGGGACACUUAAACGAUGGGAGUUGGCUGAAGGUUCUGCUGUCUGUCAUGCAACAUUUGAAUCCCAUGUUGACUGGGUAAAUGAUGCAGUCCUCACAGGGGAGACACUUGUUUCUUGUUCUUCGGAUACCACUCUUAAGACAUGGGAUCCUUUCUCAGAUGGUGUUUGUACCAGAACAUUUCGUCAACACUCAGAUUAUGUUACAUGCCUUGCAGCAGCAUCAAAGAAUAGCAAUAUUGUUGCUUCAGGAGGUCUUGGUCGUGAGGUAUUCAUAUGGGAUAUUGAAGCAGCCUUGACUCCAAUCUCACGGACCUUUGAAUCAAUGGAUGAUGAUAAUUCCAAUGGUGUUCUCAGUUCUGGAAAUUCUGUUUUGACUAGUACGACAGGUCGAGUUACAAAUGUCACCAACAAUGCCACUUCCUUGCAUAUGUCACAGAUGCAGGGGUACAGUCCAAUUGCAGCUAAAGGACACAAGGAAUCAGUGUAUGCAUUGGCUAUGAAUGAUGUGGGUAACUUGCUCGUCUCUGGAGGAACUGAGAAGGUAGUGCGGGUGUGGGACCCAAGAACUGGAGCAAAACAAAUGAAACUCAGGGGGCACAGUGACAAUGUGCGAGCUCUGAUUUUGGAUUCCACUGGCAGGUUCUGCUUAUCUGGAUCAUCAGAUUCUAUGAUACGGCUCUGGGAUCUUGGUCAGCAGCGUUGUGUACAUUCAUAUGCUGUGCAUACUGACUCUGUUUGGACGCUUGCAAGUACACCAAAUUUUAGUCAUGUGUACAGUGGUGGGAGAGACCUAUCGUUAUACCUCACAGAUUUAACAACAAGAGAGAGUUUGCUGCUUUGUAUGGAGAAGCAUCCUCUUCUACGAUUGGUGCUACAGGAUGACUGGAUAUGGGUUGCCACAACAGAUUCUUCUAUACAUAAAUGGCCAGCUGAGGUACGCAAUCCACAUAAGAUUUUUCAAAAGGGUGGAGCUUUCCUGGCAGGAAAUUUAUCCUUUACAAGGGCAAGGGCAUGUUUAGAAGGAUCAUCACUUGUUCCCGUGUACACACAACCUUCAUAUGUCAUACCAGGCUCUGCUGGAAUUGUACAGCAUGAAAUAUUGAACAACAGGCGGCAGGUUUUGACUAAGGAUGCUGAAGGGACAGUUAAACUAUGGGAGAUUACCAGAGGUGCAGUCAUUCAGGAUUAUGGAAAGGUUUCUUUUGAGGAGAAAAAGGAGGAAUUAUUUGAAAUGGUCAGCAUUCCUGCUUGGUUCACAAUGGAUACCAGACUUGGUAGUAUGUCUCUCCAUUUGGACACCCCCCAGUGUUUUUCUGCUGAAAUGUAUGCAGUUGACUUAAAUGUGCCAGGAUCCUCAGAGGAGCAGAAGAUAAAUCUUGCUCAGGAGACACUACAUGGGCUCUUGGCCCAUUGGCUAUCAAGGAGACGGCAGAAGAUGUCAACACAAACUUCUAAUGGGGAUAUUGCACCAGGGCAGGAAACUGCCCUUAGAAAUCACAUUUCUCAUAGAAUAGAUCAUGAUGAUGCCGAAAACCAUAAUUCUGGAGUUCUUCCAGCUUUUGAGUUUUCUACUAUUUCACCCCCAUCUAUAAUCACUGAAGGUACUCAUGGAGGUCCAUGGCGCAAGAAGAUAACUGAGUUAGAUGGGACAGAGGAUGAGAAGGAUCUUCCAUGGUGGUGCAUAGAAUGCGUGUUGCACGGUCGACUUCCUCCUAGAGACAGUGCAAAGUGUAGCUUUUAUUUACAUCCAUAUGAGGGAACAACAGUGCAAGUGAGCAGUAACGGAAAACUCAGUGCACCCAGGAUAUUGCGUAUUCAAAAAGUCAUAAAUUACGUGAUAGAAAAAAUGGUACUUGAUAGACCUUUGGAUACUAGCAAUCCAGAGACAUUUACUCCAGUUUUGAGCGGUAGUCAGUCACAUGUAGCAGCAAUUGGAGAUGGCUCUCUUAGAUCUGGCAUGAGAAUUUGGCAGCCAAAAGCGAAGCCAAUGGUGGAAAUCCUUUGCAACAAUCAGGUGCUUUCACCAGAUAUGAGUUUGGCUACAGUGCGAGCAUAUAUCUGGAAGAAACCAGAUGAUUUGUUCCUUCAUUACAGACUUGUGCAGAAAUAGAUGAUCAAUCUUCGGUGUAGCCUCUUUUGUGGGUGCUGUCUUAGCUUUCUAAUAAAGUAUUCUGAUGCAUUACCUUGCUUCAUUUCUGAACUUUCUUUUUGGCUCACAAUCUUGAUAGGUUAUUUUCAUCAUCAUGUGCAAAUUGUGUUGGACAAAAUUUGUAGAAAUCGAGUUGAGAGUUAUUUUCUUCUGUAGUCUUUCCCAGUAUUGAUACUUUCAAGUGGCAUGAAGGAGUGCCUCUUCUUUGCCGUGUAGGCUAUAACAUGUAAAGACAAGAGGAGUUGACAUGUAAAGGCUGCUUCUAACGAGGUGUGGAAUAAAAAUCAUCUCUGAUCAAGGGGAAACUCAUGCUCAUCCCUUAGAGCACAUGAUAUUCAUUAUUUCUUGCAGAUUCCUACCAAUGAUUGGUAUGCUCCAAGAGUACAGUGCUGCCGAAUAGACUCGGCUGAUGUUCACAGCAUGUAAAAUCCCCUCCUAGAGUUUCAUAUUUAUAUGUAAAAUGGGACAUUUUAUUGUAGUAAGUGGGUUCAUAUAAUUUUUGAAGUAAGGAAUCAUAGCAUUACGUUUCACCAUGGUAUCAGAUAUGAUACAACCUAUUUUUGUAUCCUUGUACUGACUAUUUUUGUCAUGGUAAAUCUUUAUGGAUAUCUUUAAGUUGUUUUUCUUCUUGGAA
This is a messenger RNA of Cryptomeria japonica (Japanese cedar), 3571 nucleotides long. RefSeq lists its product as uncharacterized. Bases 607 to 2898 code for a protein of 763 amino acids. The transcript has 19 exons. NCBI's taxonomy places the organism in Eukaryota, Viridiplantae, Streptophyta, Pinopsida, Cupressales, Cupressaceae. The record is from RefSeq and is a predicted model, not a curated record. Gene Ontology annotation, biological process: double-strand break repair via homologous recombination; protein deubiquitination. Gene Ontology annotation, molecular function: ubiquitin binding.